UACACGGCUGAGAUAGGCCGAGCAGAGAUAAUUGGCCCGCAGGGGGUUUAACCCUGGUUUGCGACCUGGUGUCAAUUAUCACUUUCCGGCCCGGCUCAGCCGUGUAUUAGCGUCUAUAAUAUAUAUCUUACUUUUAUACUAAACUAUAGAUGGGCACAUGUUUUGAAUCAUACUAUAAUACUAUUUUUGUUCUUCACUAAAAUUUAUGAGAAACCAGCUUUCCGUACUUAUAUUUUUAUUAAAUUGAUUACGCAAUUUAUGACGUAUCUCGUGUGACGUAAUUUAAAUGACGAAACUAGCUAGACGCUUUGGAUUUGAGGACAACAUCAAUUCGGACUUGGAGGGUUUUUAUUUAAAAAAAUAAAUAUUUUUUAAGCAUCGAACGAUUACUGUGUGUGUUUACAAUGGAUUAUUAUCAUAUUAUGAAUGUGAAUAACAGUGUUGGGAUAUAAAACUGGAAUGAAACUGGUGAAACAUGGGCGACAAGGAGUUUCAGCUCAAUCUUCAAGAGCUCGUUGAAAACUAUGUAUGGGAUUGCUUCAAGUUCGAUCUGGGCUUUUUAAAGGGACUUUUAUAUCGACGCCGCAACCACUACUUUGACAUUCAAUGGGGAUAUGUCGAUUUUCAACACGACACUACGAAGACAGACCGUCCAAUGAUCCGAUCGGUUACCAAGGACAAGACAGAACUUUAUUUUACCGAGUUCCAGAACAAGUCAAAUCGGGAUCAGAAGUACACUUUUUCCACCCAAAGAGAGACCGUAUCAACCACGAAAAUUGAACUCCAAAAAAACUACACAAUAGGCGCGCAAACUAACCUUGAGAUUGACCUUGCAGGAGUGGUUAAAAUCGGAGGCGGCGUAAAUGGAUCGGUUUCCGUGACCAACACAAAAGGCGAAGAAUUUAGCGAGACUUUGACUUGGAAUAUUAACACAGAAAUAAUGGUUCCAAAGUGGAACAAGGCACGUGCUUCGUUGUACGUUUUCGAGGAACCCUCCAUAACGGAAUUCGUGGUGACCACCACCCUCUCGCUGCCGACCAGAAGUCUUCCGGUCUCCAUACGGAGGGUCAAAGAUGACAAGAUAAUCAAAACCUACUGGAUAAUGAACCUUCAUUGUCUCUUUUCGGACAAGCAAAAGAAGGACGGUAUGGUGAAGUGCGAAACGAAGCCAGUUCCCGGAAAACCAGUAGAUGACGCAAUUGUUGUCAUCGAGACACGUGGUACGUGUAGAAAUGUUUCGUGGAAAAACCAGCACGUUGAGGUACAGUGUGAGCGAAUGGCGGACGUCGGGAACGAAUCAAUCGACUUGCAUGCCGACGAUGAAGGCGACGACGACAAGGCUAAGAACUAAACAUUUAAAAAAGGAAUGGGUUGUUACCAAAGGGGCAUUCAUUGAGACGAGAUUUGUAAACGCAAGUCGCAUUUAAAACGGAUAUAAACAUGAACAUCUCUACAUCCUAUCUUGGCCGUUUAGGCUUAAAAAUAUGUAGGGUCAAAUGUGGGUUGUUUUAAAAGAGGCACUACAACGAUAAAAAUCAUGAUAUGUUUUGCUUUAACAUGUGCAUUCAGUUGUGCUGAUUUUAAUUACGAAAAAUAACUUAUAGUAAUUAAUAUAGAUGUGCCUGGUUAUUAAAGUGCAUAUGUAUAAUAUUUUUAGUACACAUCAUUUUGUUGUGUUAUAUUAGAUAGAAGUAUUAAAUAACUCGCUAAAAUGCAUUCUUAUAAAUAUCCGGAUGAAUUUAACGUCAAAAAAUCAUAAUCCUGUGUGGACGGAGCUUAAAUGACGCACGCGGAAAUGAAAAUAAUAUAUUGGACAUGAUUAACUUAACCAAAUUAUUAUUAAAGUGGCUUUUCAUUCAAAAUAA
This is a messenger RNA of Dreissena polymorpha, 1865 nucleotides long. RefSeq lists its product as uncharacterized. The record is from RefSeq and is a predicted model, not a curated record. Lineage: Eukaryota; Metazoa; Mollusca; Bivalvia; Myida; Dreissenidae. The coding region runs from base 476 to 1351 and encodes 291 amino acids. The transcript is spliced from 2 exons.